Prunus mume (Japanese apricot) is the source of this 1245-nucleotide messenger RNA. Its product is annotated as aquaporin TIP1-1. Gene Ontology annotation, biological process: water transport; transmembrane transport. Gene Ontology annotation, cellular component: plant-type vacuole membrane. The record is from RefSeq and is a predicted model, not a curated record. Lineage: Eukaryota; Viridiplantae; Streptophyta; Magnoliopsida; Rosales; Rosaceae. Gene Ontology annotation, molecular function: water channel activity.
AUACGUCGACGCCUCAACCCAAAAAUAAAAAUUAUUUCACUAUUUCACAGGCUGUCCACCAAUCACGUUCCACUUUCAAAUUCCCUUCGAACCGGCAACCGGCUACAGCCGGUUCAAAAUCAGUCAUCAACUUCAGUAUAUAGCACCAAACACUAUCACUAUACUGAGCCAAGAGUGAAGUAGUUUGUGAGUGACCAUACGCAGCUUAAUUUCUGCAGCGAAUCUCCACCGUCGAUCUUAAUCAUUCUCCGACGAUGCCGAUCCGGAACAUUGCCGUUGGCCGUCCCGAGGAGACGUACCACCCGGACGCCUUGAGGGCGGGUCUCGCCGAGUUCAUCUCCACGCUGAUCUUCGUCUUCGCCGGAGAGGGCUCCGGCAUGGCCUUCGCCAAGCUCACCCACGGGGCCGCGACCACGCCAGCAGGCCUCAUCGCCGCUUCUCUAGCCCACGGAUUCGGCCUCUUUGUCGGCGUAGCCGUCAGUGCCAACAUCUCCGGCGGACACGUCAACCCCGCCGUCACCUUCGGCGCCUUCGUCGGCGGCAAUAUUUCCCUCCUCCGCGGCAUCCUCUACUGGAUCGCCCAGCUGCUCGGGUCCGCCGUCGCCUGCGGGCUCCUCAAGUUCGCCACCAACUACCAGACUACCUCCGCAUUUGCUCUCUCCGAGGGGGUUGGGGUUUGGAACGCGUUCGUUUUCGAGAUCGUGAUGACGUUUGGGUUGGUGUACACGGUGUACGCCACAGCCAUUGACCCGAAGAGAGGCAGCGUGGGAACAAUCGCGCCGAUCGCGAUCGGUUUGGUAGUUGGCGCGAACGUUUUGGCGGGUGGGGCUUUCGAUGGAGCAUCCAUGAACCCGGCCGUUUCAUUCGGGCCGGCUUUGGUGAGCUGGAGCUGGCAUAACCACUGGGUGUACUGGGCCGGGCCUUUGAUCGGCGGUGGGGUUGCUGGGCUUAUUUACGCGGCCGCCUUCAUCGGCAACUCUGGGCACGACGCCCUCCCGACCGCUGAUUACUAAUUAAUUAAGCCUUAAUUAAGCCCUAAUUAAGAUUCAAUCAAAAGAUUUGCAUGCAUGAUGGAUCUUCACUUGUUUUUAUGAGGGUUUUGUACCUUUUCUUGUGUUUUAUUUCAUCAAGAAAGAUCAUGAUCGUUCAUCAUGAGUUCGUUGCCACCGUUGAUUUGUAUUUGUUUCGAAUUUGCAUGCUCCGGUUGUAUGAUUAAUUUAAUUUAUCUUUUUUAUUAUUAUUUAA